Molecule: messenger RNA, 3317 nt
Organism: Carcharodon carcharias (great white shark)
Lineage: Eukaryota; Metazoa; Chordata; Chondrichthyes; Lamniformes; Lamnidae
Gene: carhsp1
Product: calcium regulated heat stable protein 1
Exons: 4
Coding region: 16-681 (221 amino acids)
Biological process (GO): regulation of mRNA stability
Cellular component (GO): cytoplasm
Molecular function (GO): mRNA 3'-UTR binding
Source: RefSeq, a predicted model, not a curated record
UUUGCCCCUGCAGUUAUGUGGACGGAUUUAAGGGAACAAAAACUACAUGGCACUAUUUCCUUUAACGUCAGGUCCAUACAGGAACAGCGAAGCGAGUGGGUGUCUGUCUCUCUCUGUGUUUGCGCAGAAGCAUCUGGUGGGAGGCUGAGCAGUAACUUGUCCUCACUCAAACUGCUUCAGCUUCUACAUAUUAACUCUCCUCGCUCUUUGGAAAUGGCCUCUCAUUCCACAUCACCACAAUCUCCUACAUCUGCCCAGCUAUCACCAUUAUCACCAUCUUCUGCAGCUCUUCACACUCCUGAAAAUACUAAGCUAAGGGAGCGUUCUCCUUCACCAAUGAGGGGCUUCCUCAUCCCCAGCCCAUUACCAACCAGGAGGACCAGAACUAUGUCUGCAACUGCUCGGGCAGCAGAAGGUCCGGUCUUCAAAGGAACCUGUAAGUGCUUUUCCCGUUCAAAAGGUCAUGGAUUUAUCAUCCCUGCAGAUGGAGGACCGGAGAUUUUUGUUCACAUUUCGGAUAUCGAAGGAGAAUAUGUUCCAAUGGAGGGGGAUGAGGUCUCUUACAAGGUCUGUUCCAUUCCUCCCAAAAAUGAGAAGAAACAGGCUGUCGAAGUGGUCAUCACCCACCAAGCACCAGGAACAAAGCACGAAACAUGGUCUGGACAUGUCAGCUUACAAUAAUGACCAGUUAUCCUACCCUACUAUCUAGAUUGGGAGUUUAAGUGUGAGCAAAUAUCAGAGUUAAUUGUUUGAAUAUUAAGCAUUCUAACUGACUGCUUGCAGGAUUAAAAACAUCUUUUAAAAGGUGUAGUGUUUUAAACAUCUAAAGAAUUAUUAAUUAAACAGCAAUUGGUUAUUAGUUUCAAUAUCACUCAUUCCUUAAUAGAAAAUAUGGAAGAUAUCUGAGCCAGUGAAUGUACAUGUGGAACUUUGUAUCAGGGAAUCAUGCUUUACAUGUAUCUCCUCCCUAUCUCAAGAAUGUGCAUAAAAUAGUUAUGUCACUCUAACAACUAUAUUAAAAAUUGCACUUUUUUAUAAAGCAGCCUUGAAAUGGAACUUUAUUUUAAACUGCACUGCCCUACAAACCAUUAAUUGAGUUUGCCUUAGUUUCAUUGAAUCUCUUUCACAGGAAAUCACGUUCGUGAUUUCAUCAGUUUAAUCAUUUUAAACAGUAUUUUCGCUUGAAUGUUUUCUGCUUACCUCUCUUCUGGUCUGCAUGAUCCAUUGCUUAAGAGCUGGUGACUAUGCCUCUACCAAAUCCCCUCCACACUAGCCAGCAGGAGGUGAAAGCUCAUGACAGAAUUCUAGUAUUCUCCCCCAAUAUCUCACCACCACCGCCCCCCCCAACCAUGCAAUAUGUGUCUUAAUUCAAUGGAGUAGGUGAUCAUGUUUCAUCACUCUGUAGCCUGGAGCGUCAUCUCCCAUUGUGUGCAGUAGUUAGAAUCUCUGUGAGGUUACAAUAAAUGCAGUGUUUUGACAAUAUUGAUUCAGCAUUGCUAAUUUCUGGCUGUCAGGGAUCCAGUGAUUGAUCAGUACAAUUGUAAAUGUCACACACUUGUGAAAUCUUAAUCUUGUUAACAACUUUUUGAAUGGAUUAACCAGUAAUUUGACUUUGUUUCCUUUGAUUUAAAGAAAGCUUAUCACUUUUUUUCUUACUGUAACCUUAUUGUGCAUUGGCUGAUUGGGAACACAGAUAUGACCGAGUUAUCAACUUUAUAUAGUGUCAUAGUGGCUGUUAACUGCCAUAAAACCUGUAUAUAAAUGCCAUCUGAGGCUCUUAAGUAUAAAUACACACCCAGGGUAUUUGCAGCGUAUUGAUCUUUAAAGAAACUGCUGCAUGUGCAUCAAUAUACUUUCUUGCUGCUGACAUUUUUUCUUCGGGCAAGCACAUAGAAUAUUACUUGUUGGGCAACUUUUUAAAAACAAAUCUAAAAUUGGAUGAGCAACAAUGGCAAAAGUAGCUUUAAAGAAUGACAAACUCUUUUGCCCAAACCACUUCAUAAAAAUUUAUUAAAAUAAAUAAGCAGUGUGGGCUCUUGCAAACCUGUGAUUAAAGUUGUACUUUUUAAGAGUUAUAAUUUUGUUGCAAUCUUUGUGUUGAUGGGCAUUCUUUUAAAUCUACACAUUACAUCAAGAUAAUAAAUCGAGCAAACCAAGCUAAAUUCAGUGCGAUGAUUCACAAAGGAAUAUGGAGGUGGGGUAAUUAUAGCUGGGUGUCGGUCUGAAACAGGAAAUAUUGGUUCCACCUAUAUUCAUAUCAAUUCAAUUCACAAUGGAAACGGAUUAUUUAUAUUUGUCCUGUUGAUAAUGAGGCAUUCCUUGUCAAACUUGCCUUUAUUUUCCCAUCCUAAGUAACCAAGAGCUAAACUGCAUAAUGGAACAUUAAAAAGUACUUAAUUUUGGGAUUUAUAUUUAAAAUUUGUAUUAGUAAGAGUUUUUUGCUUUGUAGUCUUAAGAUAACCUAUUAAGAAUUUGCCCACAAAUAAUGCUGUCAUACUAUGGAAACGUAUUUGAAUAAAAGAAAUUGCCAUUUAUUUUUUAACCAUUAAGCAAUUUUUCUAUCUGACAAUGUCUACUUGCGGAUGGGGAUUAAAAGUAGGUUUCAACAAACUCUGCCUGGUUUGAAUUCUCUGCUGUGCUAAGAGUUAAGGGUUCUGGCAGAGUGAUGUGGGAAUAGAUUUGUGAUUUCAUCUGCAAGUCUCCUCUCUUACUUUUGUUUUAAACUGCUGUAAGUCAAUGUUAUAGGCAGAAAGCUCUCAUUCAUAGGUUGCAGGCAAUGAAAAUUUGACUCUGCGUGCUGAUUUAAGACCCGGUGGGGGGGUGUGGGGGGCAUUGCUGAUACUGCAAAAAGUCAGGAUCUUGGUUGCAUGGAAGCCUGCUGCAUUUUUAUUGGAGAGUGCCAGUGAAGGCAGGAAAGUUGCACCUGUCAUCAAUAACAUUUGAUGUAAAAGAGCCUAAUUAUAUUGCUGUGUCACUCUCAAUUCUUUUGCUCCUGUGAAGGAUAUUUUAAUCCAGGUAUUCUUCAGUGCCUUGGUCUCCGAUAACACUAUUUUAAUAAUGCAGCAGGAGCAGUAUCCGUUUUAUUCCAUGUCAAAUUUCAGUCAUUGGUUUAUACUUACAGAUAUGAAUAUUGUAUUGAUGUAUUUUAUCAUGCAUUCUACAACUGCAAUCAUUACAUUUAAACUAUACUAUUGAAAUUUAUUUUGAGUGAACUUUGAGGAUCAAUGUGCCUUUUAGUAUUUAUGUGUUACCUGCAAUCCAUGUAUUUCUGGGGAAAAAUACAGCUCAAAAAUGUUUAAAUAAAUUACAGAACUUCA